Molecule: messenger RNA, 1581 nt
Organism: Gaeumannomyces tritici R3-111a-1
Lineage: Eukaryota; Fungi; Ascomycota; Sordariomycetes; Magnaporthales; Magnaporthaceae
Exons: 2
Coding region: 523-1182 (219 amino acids)
Biological process (GO): regulation of DNA-templated transcription
Cellular component (GO): histone deacetylase complex
Molecular function (GO): protein binding; transcription coregulator activity
Source: RefSeq, a predicted model, not a curated record
UUUGAUCCAAAAUUUAAAUCAUUAGCACUCUAUCGCCCGCCUGUGACGUUGCCUGCUGCACGUCAAACUUCAAUUCCCGUCGGCAGAACUCGCGCGGUACCAACGCAGUGGCGCCGCGCGCCGCGCGAACAAUCCCCAUGUGCUGAGUGGGGGGCGGCGUGGGUCUGCGGAGCCUCUGUCGUCAGACCUGUUCCCGGGCAACUUUUUUGUCAGCUACUGAUGUCAGGAGACACACGAUGCCGAAAAAUUACGGUUGGCACCCCCUUUUAGUCGGACACACACAAGACACCAUCGCAGACAACACGGACGCUUCUCUGACCCUGUAGGACUCGUCUUUUACACAAUUCUUGUACAAUGUAACACCCAAUUGGUCUUUUUUUUCGAAUCUCUUCCCCGCAAAACACGCACCGCACCGCCCCCAGCCUAUCGCGCGCGCUCCCGCCGCCGCCGUCGUUGUCGCAGAGCCACCGCCUCUGCGGAACCACCCUUCCGUCUCUGCCUCUGACCCCUCUCCCACCCCAAAUGCCUCCAAAGCCAAGGAACGGCCACGACGACCCCAGCAAGCCAGAAAUCCCGCACUCGGCCGGCAAGCAUGGCCACAAGGACGGGCUGAACGGCACGCCCGCGUCGGCACAUCACCACCCCCACCACCACGUCGUCAAUGGGGGCAAGAUGCGUCGCGUCGCCAGCUCGGCCGGCACGAACUUGCGGGAGUCCAUGACGGCGGCGCAGUUCGCCGUCGCGCCUCCCGACGCAGGGCUGACCCCUGCCUCGGCCGCCGGUGGCGUCUCUUCGGCUUCUGCAGUCGCCCCGGACGGCACUGCUCAGGAGCCGGGCGCUCCUGGAGCGGCGGUCCAAUGGUCGUCAUUCGAUCGCUCCGUCCUCCAUUCCUACCGUCGCGUCUACCGAUUGAACACGCCGACUUCCUUCAUGACCGACUACCACCGCUGGGUCCUCUCGCGUCCGGGUAGCAUGGGGCUCCAGUCGCCGACGAUGCUUCGAUCGAGGGUGUUCAGGCGACAGGGCAAGGACCAGCUCGCGGGCGCAGUCCGCAAGCAUUUCAACAGCCAAGGGGUCCAGGAGAACGACGUAAUCGUCGACUUCUUGCACAAAGUCCACACGACGGCGUCGGGCGCAACGUCCAAGCCGGGGAGAAUACGAAAAAAGGACGCAAACACAUAGGCACAACCGAGGAACAGACGAAAGGAUGACAGAAAAUACAUGCAGCCGAUAAACACUCUUCACGGCUUAUGACGCCAGACAUAUAUGAGACGGACGGUUGGAUGAACCAACGCCGUACCAGGAGAGAAAGCACUGGGUCUAGUGGUUUGUGCGGAGUUUUGCGCGUCGCGCCAGUUGGCGACUUGGCGUGUACAUGUAUAGCGGGCUGCAACGGAAGGAUUGAAGGCGACGACGGGGCGCACUGACACAGCCAGCGAUUAGCGGCCUCUCCAGGAGAGCCGGACGGGCCUCCUGCCAAUUUCUAUUUUUAUAUUUAUACCUCAACUGACCGCACCCUCUCCUUUCUGCAAUUCGCGCUGGGGACACUGGGACUUUUUCUUUCGCCCAUUGAUCAAUGUC